This is a messenger RNA of Rhodofomes roseus, 2295 nucleotides long. Its product is annotated as TPT-domain-containing protein. Gene Ontology annotation, cellular component: endoplasmic reticulum; Golgi apparatus. Gene Ontology annotation, biological process: phosphoenolpyruvate transmembrane import into Golgi lumen. The coding region runs from base 151 to 2004 and encodes 617 amino acids. Gene Ontology annotation, molecular function: antiporter activity; phosphoenolpyruvate transmembrane transporter activity. NCBI's taxonomy places the organism in Eukaryota, Fungi, Basidiomycota, Agaricomycetes, Polyporales, Fomitopsidaceae. The transcript is spliced from 2 exons. The record is from RefSeq and is a predicted model, not a curated record.
CCUAGUCCGGACAGCAUUGGUCGGCAUCGUACAGUCUGAGUUACUGCUGUGGACCCGUUUGGGAUCCCCUGUCCUCCUCUCCUCACAGCCCUCCUAAUUGUCUGUGGAUGCCCCAGCCUCUCCAUUCCUCAUAGACUCGGAUCACCCUACAUGGACCGGCAGCGACACACCGCCUGGGCUCCCCACCAGCGGCCCGCCGGCACGCCUGGUUGGAAGACAUUUAACUCGUCCGAAAAGCCUCACACCGCGAGGACGCCCGGCUGGCUGGCCAGCCUCACUCCUGGUUCUGCGCGAGUGUCCUUCGCUUCUGGCAACAGCGUGAAGCACCCUUGGGAGAGCCUGGACUCACUACAUGGCAACACCUCCAUCCGUCUUCGCAACCUCAAGCGCGCCUUCCUCCGCCGCUUCUCGUCCUGGACUCACAAUGGCCUGGCGAGACCUGGUACCCUGCGCUCCAUGUCGUCCACAGCGCCCCCCGUAUCCCCCACGCUUAUCCCGUCCGUCUCCACCGUGCAGUUUGUGCUCCUCUGCGCGCUGUGGUACACGACCUCUGCCCUCUCGUCCAACACGGGCAAGGUGAUCAUGAACGAGUUCCGCUACCCGAUCACCCUUACCUUCGUGCAGUUCGCAUUUGUCGCCGGAUACUGCCUGCUCUUCAUGAGUCCUGUGAUCCGCUUCUCCAACUUCCGCAGUCCGACAAAGGCUAUAUUCCACAGCACGGUCCCGAUGGGUCUCUUCCAGGUCGGAGGACAUAUCUCCUCUAGCAUGGCCAUCUCCAGGAUACCGGUCAGCACGGUGCAUACCAUCAAGGCGCUUUCUCCGCUCUUCACCGUCGCGGCCUACGCUCUGCUGUUCGGUGUGCGCUACUCCGCGAAGACCUACAUCUCUCUGCUCCCGCUUACCCUCGGCGUCAUCCUGGCCUGCAGCUCUGACCUGUCCCUCUCAAACGCCAUGGGUAUUCUCUGCGCGUUCGGCUCCGCACUGAUCUUUGUCAGCUCGAACAUCUUCUUCAAGAAGGUCAUGCCCUCCAACAGCGCCGUCUCCGCGCACAAGUUGGACAAAUUGAACCUUCUUUUCUACUCCUCCAGCAUGGCCUUCGUGCUGAUGAUCCCGAUCUGGAUAUACUACGACCUUCCCGCGCUGCUCACGCUCCUACGUGACCCCGGACACGUCGCGCACCCCUCGCACGGGCACGGGCACCACUCCGUCGCGCGCGCCUUCUUCGCGAACGGCACCGUGCACUUCGCGCAGAACAUCAUCGCGUUCAUCCUCCUCGCGCAGACGUCCCCCGUCACCUACUCCAUCGCCUCGCUCAUCAAGCGCGUCGCCGUCAUCUGCAUCGCCAUCGUCUGGUUCGCGCAGCCCGUGCACGCGCUCCAGGCCGCCGGCAUCGCGCUCACGUUCGGCGGCCUCUACCUCUACAACCAGGCCAAGGGCGACGUCGAGCAGGGCGAGCGCUCCAUGCGCCGCGUCGCCGCCGCGCGCAACCUCGAGCUCCCCAGCAACCGCGCGGAGCUCCUCUCCCCCGCGCCCACGCCGCCCCCGCGCGCGGCGGGCAACACGCCCGUCGGGGUCACCUCUGGGUUCGGCCGGCCCCGCGCGGUCCCCACCGCCGCCGCGCAGUUCGCAUCCCCGCCGCGCGCACCCGCGCACCCGCAUCCGCUGCAACAGGCGUACCCCGCGCCCGCCCCGGCACCCGCACACCACGCGCCGCCCCCGUCGUACUCGCAGACGCACCAGGCGCCGAACCUGCGCAUCAAGGUGACGCCCGCGCCGACGGACGAGAAGUCCGGCGUGCAGGGCUCGCCGUACGAGCUGUACCCCUCGCCGCCCCCCUCGCUCGACUCGCCGCCCCCAGCGGAGAACGACGCGCCGUGGCCCGCGCCCCCACCGCAACACCCGCCGCAACGGCAACGGAGGGGCUCGAUGGCGACCGGGCACGGCCCGCCGCGGCACCACGAGCCCGCGCCCCCGCGGCGGGCCACCGUCACCGUCGCAGCAUGACCGCCCGCAACUCGAUACCCGUCAAGCUCCUCGUAACAAACACACUUGCCCAUCUGCAUCAACGCCGAUCCGAUCCAUGGACCGCCCAUAUAGACUUUACGUAGACCGCAUACCAAAUAUUGACACCACGACCGCGCGACGACCACAGUAGGACUCAGAGACGACCACGCCCUUCCCUUCCCCUGCCCCCACCUAACCCAUACGUACCCCUGUACGGCAUUACAGGCGGUACCUGGACCCCUCGUCGAGGCUGCGCGCUACGUUCUUUUUUCCCUGCUUGCGCAGCCGAGC